AUUAGGGCAAAAAGAGCCAAAACGGAGGAUUUAUUUGGCCGUGAGAUUUUCGGAGCGAUCAAAUCCCGUUUGACAGGAUUUAGCAUAAACCCUGCUCAAAUCUUGCAUCCCCUUUGCUUGCGUUCCAGGUUCUGUCCCGUCUCGUCAUUAGCGAACAAGGAGGCUUACCGUCGGCGCCGUUUGCCGUUGAAGACGUAGCAGAUGAUUGCUUGCAUUCCAUUCUCUCGGUGAGAUACCUAAUUUUUGCAGAUUGAGCCGUCUAUCAAGCAGCGUGGCAAAUGCUUUCUGCAUUCGGUUGUACCCUUUCCAGGAUUACCUUUGCGGUAGAAGUUUACCCUGCAUCUCUAUAAUUGGGGGGAUGAAGGGCGGUCAAAGUUCACUGGACAAGCGCAAGAAGCAUCAAGUUUCUACAAUUUGGAGACCAAUCUCCACGGAGUCAGUACACAUAUCAAAAGUUAUGAAAAGUGGCUCCACUGAUCCCCUUAUGAAUAAUUUCAAUAGUGAAGAUUCUGCUCCAGAUGAUUCAACUGGUGGUUUGGUUGUGAGAUUGACUUCUGAAGCUAUGGAUAACAAGAGUGAGACUGAGCCUCUAGAAGGAAAUGAGACCACACCUGUUUACUGCAAAACAGAAAAUUGCUCAGAAAACCAUGACAACACAACUAUUACUGAUUCUAAUACAGUCAUACAGCAGGCCGAAGAUAUUAGAGAAACUCUAACUGUCUUGAAGCCAAACAAAGAUUCUGAGAUAGUCGAUAAGGAUAUAAAACACUCAAUUUCUAUUCAGGUUGAUGCUCCUUUGAUUCGUUUUAUAAAAGGAAAAUGGGGAUUAACACAAAAGCAAAUUGAGGAAGAGACGGGUGUGAAAAUUAUACUUCCAUCAGCUAAGGGUGAUGGUUCUGUUGUUAUUGAAGCUGCAUCCCUGGAAAAUGUCAAUAGAGCAUCUGAAAAAAUUACAAACGUACUUGAACAGGCAGUGAAAAGCCCAAACCUUGAUUACUCCCAUUUUGUAUCUCUCCCGCUUGCUAUCCACCAAGAACUGGUAGAGAAGCUAGAAGGAUUUCAGAAAUCUGUACUUGAAGAAGUUAAUAUGAUACCUGGUGACAUGGAUGGUAGUUCAUGUGAUGAUUCUUCUGAUGAAAAAGAUGAUGAUUCCAAACAUUUGAAAGGUCCAAAUACCACAGUUAAGCUCAAAGCUCAAAACAAUAAUGAAAAUGUGGGAUUAAAUAUGGAUGCUGAUGGCACAAAGUUGUUAAAGUCAUCUACCUCGUCAGCAAUGGGUAUUGAUAGGUCCAUAUUUAUUAAACCUCAAACAUUUCACUUGACUGUGCUUAUGCUGAAGUUAUGGAAUAAGGAUCGUGUUGCUUUGGCUACAAAGAUUCUUAAGGACAUUUCUUUGAAAGUAUCGGAUGCUUUAGAAAAUCGACCUGUUUCUAUAAGGCUAAGAGGACUGGCAUGCAUGAAGGGUUCACCAGCUAAUGCCCAUGUCGUAUAUGCUCCAAUAGAGGAAGUAAGUGGAGAUGGACGCUUGUUACGUGCUUGCCAGGUUAUCAUUGAUGCUUAUGUGGAAGCAGGUCUUGUUCUUGAAAAGGAUGCUCGUCAUUCUUUAAAGCUCCAUGCCACUUUGAUGAAUGCAAGACAUAGAAAAAGAAAGUUUCGGACUAGAAGAAAUGAUUCAUUUGAUGCACGAGAUAUAUUUAAGAGAUAUGGUUCAGAAGAUUGGGGUGAAUAUGCCAUUCGGGAGGCCCAUCUUUCUCAAAGAUUUGUUUUUGAUGAAAGCGGAUACUACCAUUGCUGUGGCUCAAUACCCUUUCCUGGGAGCAUCUAAAUUGAGUGAUUUUUAACUAUGUAGUCCAGGUGAGACUUUUUUUUUUCCCAUAUUAGUUUCUUGUCAUUGAUUCUUGUUUAUAUUCUUCUUGUUUCCUAAUGGGAACAUUUUACAUUAUACUAAAAAAAAAGAAGGUAAAUCUAAGGAUUUGAGAUGAGAAUUUACCUGCUACCCACGAAGUUGAUCAUAACCAAUUAAUACAAGGUUUUUGGAUUAUUAUUAUGGGUAGGCAAUCUAGUUUUAAUCAGCAUUGCAAUUCUGGAAGCUUGAUAGUAAAUCAUGUUCCAGACCAAUUCAGCUCUGUAAUUAUUCCUCCAACCUAUUACAAUGCAAAGUUCCAUUUUUAUUCUUAUAAUGUAACAGCAUUGAAUAAGAUUUUUACCAUCAA
Dendrobium catenatum is the source of this 2213-nucleotide messenger RNA. RefSeq lists its product as uncharacterized. Lineage: Eukaryota; Viridiplantae; Streptophyta; Magnoliopsida; Asparagales; Orchidaceae. Gene Ontology annotation, biological process: regulation of DNA-templated transcription; DNA alkylation repair. The transcript has 14 exons. Gene Ontology annotation, molecular function: RNA binding. The record is from RefSeq and is a predicted model, not a curated record. Gene Ontology annotation, cellular component: nucleus. Bases 359 to 1825 code for a protein of 488 amino acids.